AUGCUUUUUUAAAUUUUUACUUUCUUAUUUUCAUAGUUUGUGCUUUUGAACUCACAAUGGACAACCUAUACUUCGAUGUUAUAUUAUGAUUCGUAAUUUACUCAAAAUACAGGGGAUUUGGCAUGGUAUAAUUCCGGAGGAUUUUUAUUGCCUUCAAGCUAAACAACAGCAAAUUUUAUCAGUUGUUCAACCCCUUCCACAAGUUAUAUUACUUUAAAUAAUAUAUAUCCAUCCGCUGAAACAUAUAAUGUUUAUAGCUUUUAAGGUGAAAAUUGGAUAUCUAUGGACUUAUAUUUUCAGAGUACAUGGUCCUCUUAAAAAGUUGAAAUUACACUUGGAUCAUUUUCUUUUAUAUAUACCUAUACUUCCCCGACAACUUAUCCAUUAACUGGAGGAUUUUGUGAUAACUCUUCUUAUGAAGUUAAGACUCUUAAUUUUACAUAUGGUGUUACAGGAACGACAAGCCAAGAAAAAUUAAAAAUUAAAUCCUAUAAUACAAAUUCAGGACAAGUCUCAUUUAAAAACGUGUACAUCUCAAAUAUAAUAUGCUAUCCAUCAUGUAGACUGUGCGCAGGCCCAAAUUAUAAUUAAUGUACAAGUUGCUAUUAUGGAUCAACGACAAAUAGCAUUUGCCCACCUUGUUAAUAAAAUUAGUUCUAUUGGAAGCACUCGGGAUGCUAUAACAUUUGUAAAUUCGAUAAUCCAUUAUUGAAAAAUGGGUUUUGUUAAGAAUAUCCAAUUUAAGUAAUUGAAUAAGGUUAUUAUGAUAGCAAUUCGAUACAAGCGUUGAGAUGGUAGAUUAUAUAUGACCCGCAACAUUUAGAGACAAAUUAUACUAAAAAUGCCUAUGCAUAUGGAGUAUUCAGGUUUAAUUCUGGUGUCAAUAGAUAUAUGAAUAAUUUGCCUAACUAUUCUUAUUCGACAUAUUUGGUUGGAGUAGUAAUUUCAAUCAUGACUUAUAAUGAUAUUCCACUUAAUUGUGGAAUAUAGUUUAAGAUUAAUAAUACUUAUUAUGGAUCUAUUUAUAGGAAUGCAUCUGGGAUUCAAACCCAUUAAGUCAAAAUAUCUCAAAUUACUAACUAUGGAUCAUACCUUUCGUAUGCCUAGAGUUAAAUGUAUUAAAUUAUUGCAUAUGUUGACAUUCCUAAAUAUUCAUUUUUAUUUUCAGUUGUAGGAAAUUACACAGUUGACACAGCAGGAUGGGGAAUUUCUGGAAUCUAAGUUACUUAGGGAUAUUGUUCUAAUUAUUGCUAAUUGUGUGAAGUAUCAUUUAAAUGUAAAAUUUGUCAAAGUGGAUGCUUUUUUUAUCGAGAUGGUAGUUGUACAUGUUCUUGUUCAGCUCCAUACUAAAAACCAUAGGACUCUUAUUGUUAUGAUUACGAUGACGAAACACCUUACUCUUCAUAUUUGAUUAAGGAAUAUAUAAGUUCUGCUGGUGACCCUGAAUAAUAUGCAAAGUAUACUUUAAUUUCACAAAGUGGAACAAACUUUUUGAAAGGAUCAAAUAUCUAUUUUUCAUUUUAUAAUUAACUUAGACUCUUUGGAGGUCCUUUAGUAUGGGCAUAAGCUAAAUUCUAAAGGGUUCAUACUAUAUCAUCUCCACAUCAUAGUCUCACAAUAGCAUUUUAUAUUUUAUAUGGACCAUCUUUCUCUGAAGAUGGACAAUUUAUAUAUACAAUUGAGAAUAAUGCACCAGUUACUAAAUCAACUUAAUUUUUUUUUUCAACUUAUUUUGAUUCAAAAUAUGACAAAGUAUAUGAAAAAAUCAAUCAUAAUACAAAUACAUUAACAAUCACAUGGGAAUGCUUUGGACCAAAUAAUGAACCAAUUCAGGCAUUUUGUGGAGUCUAUAAUUAUUAUAUUGCCGUUCAUAAUUGCUAACCUUAUUGUUUAGAAUGUGAGGAUUAAUCUAAAUGUACUUAAUGGAACAGCACUUAUGAUUCUAAUAUCGUUAAAUUUUCUUAAGCAGAAUGUUUGAUUAACCAAUAUCAUGAUAAAGAAACUGUAAGAUGUUUAGAAUGUCCAUAAUCCUGUUUAACAUGUACAUCUAAAUUAGAUUGUUAAACAUGCAAAUCAACUUAUACCUAAUCUAAAUUAGGAUGUACUUGCAAAAUGAAUCAAUAUGAAGAAUCAAAUCAGUGUUUUGAUUGUCCAAUUGAAUGUAAUUAAUGUUUAACUUCUACUUAAUGUAUAGAAUGUUUAAUUUCUAAUAAUAGAAAAUUAUCAAAUGGGUAAUGCAAUUGUAUUGACGGGUAUUAUCAUAUAGUAUCUAAUCCUUAAUGUAAGCUAUGCCAUUAAUUUUGUAAAACUUGUACUGGACCAACUGCAUCUGAGUGUUUAACUUGCAAUAAUAUUGUUAAUAUUGAAUAUGUUGGAUCCACAUGUCGAUGUCCAGCAGGAUAUUCUUAUAAAGAUGCAACAAAAACUUGUGAUUCUUGUCAUCCAUAAUGCUAAACAUGCUUUAGAACAAAAAUUGAUGGUUGUCUAACAUGCGAUCCUGCUUCAAAUAGAAUAUUAAAAGGAUUAAAUUGUGUUUGUAAACCUGGUUAUUAUGAAAAUAAUACUAAUUGCACAAGUUGCCCAACUAUAGAAACUCCAUCUCUUAGUUAAUGUUAUAAAAUUUGCAUAAAUAAUUAAUUGAUAUGGCAUACUGCCACUUGUAGUUCUUGCGAUACUGGGUUUUAAUUAGUAUCUGGAUAAUGUCAACCUAUUUGUGGAGAUUUAUAAAAGAAAGGAUAUGAAUAAUGUGAAGAUAAUAAUGCAAUCCUUAAUGAUUUAUGCUUUAAUUGCUAAUUCUAAUGUCCAGCUCAUUGUUUAACUUGUGAUUAAUCAAUAACCUUACCUUGUCCUGAUAUUUGCGGAGAUGAAAUUAUAACAGGAAUCGAAGAAUGUGAAGAUGGAAAUAAUAUUUAAUAUGAUGGAUGUUUUAAUUGUAAAUAUUAAUGUUAACCUUAAUGUACAAAUUGCAUAAAAGGAUAAUGUUUUGAGUGUUCUACUGCUGGUUGGCGAGUAGAUACUACGGUUACACCUUGGUAAUGUAACCAUAUUUGUGGAGAUACGAUAACAGUUGGAAGUGAAUAAUGUGAUGAUGGAAACUCUUCUGAUACAGAUGGUUGCAAAAAUUGUAUGUAUUUCUGUCGACUUGGUUGUUCUUCUUGUGAUUAUUCAACCAACAAAUGCUUAAGUUGUUCUACACCUGGGUUUGCUCCUUAUUCUUACUAUUGUUAAAAUAUAUGCGGAGAUGGCAUAGUCGCAAUAGAUCCUACUGGGUUUUUUACAGAGUAAUGCGAUGAUGGCAAUACUACUAAUUAUGAUGGUUGCAGUAGUUCUUGUGAAUUUUAGUGUUAAAAUUCAUCUAUUUGCACUAAUUGCGUAAGUAGUAGAUGUGAAACAUGUGCUGUUGGAUAUGUUCUCUCGAGUCAAAAAAUAUGCAUACCAAUUUGUGGGGAUUCCUUAAUUGUAGCAUUUGAAUAAUGUGAGAAAUCGUUUAUACUACCAUACAAAGGUUGCUAAAAUUGCUUAGCAAAAUGUCAAAAUUCUUGCCUCACUUGUGAUAAUUCUGGGCUUGGCUGUCUAGCAUGUAAAACUGGUUACAACAGAAUUGAUUAUUUAUGUUAUUCAAAAUGUGGGGAUGGAAUAAUAACAUAAGAUGAAGAAUGUGAUGAUGAUAAUUUAGUAAUUGGGGAUGGAUGUCAUUUCUGUAAAUAUAGUUGCUAGGAUUCAUGUCUUUUUUGUCUUAAAGGAAUCUGUUAAGAUUGCUAAGAAGGUUAUCAAUUAGUAAAAUCUAAAUGCUACUCUAUAUGUGGAAGUGGCUUUUAAUAAUAUAAUAAACAAUGUGAUGUAGUAACUUCAUUGCAAACUUAUCAAAAUUGCUAAUCUUGUAAAUUUACUUGUGAUUCAAAUUGCUUAUCAUGUUAAUUUGGUAUUUGUUAGCAAUGCAAAGAUGGAUAUGAAUUAGUGUCGAAUAAAUGGCUGUGUGUUAAAUCUAUAUAAUAUAAUUCUAUUGUUGUUGAAUACUGUAAAAUCUAAAUUGGGGAUAGUUGUGAUUAGUGUGAAGAUUAUGCCUACUUUGAAAAAGGUGAGUAAAAGUGCAGGUUAAAAGCAGCACCAUUAAGUUUUUGCCAGUAUUAACUUAGAUUAUCUCCAGAUUUAUAUUGUAGUUAUUGUUUUGAUUACUGUGAGUCUUGUAAUGAAAAUAAUUGUCUAAUUUGUUAAAAAGGCUAUUAUUUGGAUGAAAACUAUUCCUGUGUUUCUAUUUGUGGAGAUGGCAUAAUAGUUUAGGAGGAAGAAUGCGAUUAUGGAAGUGAAUACUAAAUAGAUACUUGUUUAAAUUGUAGCUUCUAAUGUCCUCAAUAUUGUAUGUCUUGUGUUUACGGUGUUUGUUAUCAUUGCUUAGUAGGAUUUUAUUUGAAUAAUUUGAGUAAUUAAUGUACUUCUGUUUGUGGUGAUAAAAUAUUGGCGAUUGAUGAAGCUUGUGAUUAUGACAAUUAUGAAGGAUAUGUUGAUUGUGCUUAGUGUUAAUUUAAAUGUCAAGAUGAGUGUUUGGAUUGUUAACUGGGAAAAUGUAUGUUAUGUGAACUUCCUUUAAUACUAUCAAAAAGUAAGUGUGAAGAAAUAAAAUAAUGUGAAGGUUUAGUAGGAUUGUAUUAUGAUAAUGAUAGUAAUGAUUGUCUACCAUAAUGUGGAGAUGAAAUUGUGGCAGGUAAUGAAGAUUGUGAAGAUUUUAAUAGUCUUCCUGGUGAUGGAUGUUACGAAUGCAAAUUUUAAUGCUCAAAAGAUUGUCAGGUGUGUUAAGAUAGAGUAUGCAUUUAAUGCAUAACAGAUUAUUAUUUAAAUAAUUAUCAAUGCUUGUUAGAUAAAGCAAAUGAUAAUCUUAAUUCUAGCAUUAUCGAAGAACCUAAAGACAACGAUCCUGAUCCUAACAUAAUCAUAGAAACUUAAAAUAAUGGUACAAGUACUGAUAGUACAAAAUUAGAAUAGAGUUUAUGGAAAGAUAAUAAGAUAUGCCGAGGAGAUGAAUGCGUAUAUUCUAAAAAAGCCAUCAUGUAACUGACUUACAUUAAAUAAUUAUAUGCUCUAUAAUAUGUUGAUAUUACAUUUGACUAAGAAGUAAAAAUUCAGGAUAAUAUAAUAAAAGAUCAAAUGCUAUUUAAUAUUAGCAUCAAAGAUUUAGAUUCCAAGUAUUAUAAUAUUACUAUUAAUCCAAUUUAAUAUAUUUCAUUCGAUCUCUAAUAUGCUUAGUAUUAGGUUUAGAUUGAGAUAUUAUAACAACUUUCAAUCAAUCCUGUUCUCUUAAUUGAGUUGAAUCAAAAAUUUGUUAACUCAAACAAUUAAACAAUUCUUAAUCCUAAUGAGUCAAUCGUUCUAUAACUACCGAAAAUAAUGUCUGAAUCAUCAAAAUAGAUAUCUAAUUUAGCUUCAUCAUCGAACAAAGCCUUUAUGAUUGGAGCAAUAACCAUAUGUGGAGUUUCUUUAAUUUCUAGUUAAAGUUCCUUUGUUAUUGAAACACUGAAUCUUCUGUAAUAUUAAUCAUUCUUACGAUUUAUUAAUGUAGAUUAUCCUGAAAACCUCUAAAUAUAUUUUUAAGCUUAAGAGAUGCUAUCAAUAACAUCAUAUAUAUAAUAUUUUCAAGCUGAUGACUAUUUAAACAUAAUAACAAGAAAAGAAAAAUAGGUUAAUCUAAGUGGAAAAUUUCAAUAAUAUAAUGUAGAGGCUGAUCUUUUUACUAAUUUUUUACCUCAAUUUAUUUAAAUUUUAGCAUUACUACCACUACUGUAUUUUGCCAGGAGUCUUUUUCUUUUAUUCUUUAAAUUAGGCUAGUAUAUGAAAUGUCUUGAAUACCAAACAACCUAUGAAUCAAAGAUUUUAAUGGCAAUCAUUAAUUUAUUACUUAAUUUCUAAAAUCAUGUCAAUUAAUUAACCAAAUUAAGAUAUCUUUAAAAUUAUAAUAAAAUACUACAACCUAUUUAUGUUAACUCAUGGGAUUUGAUAUUUAAAGUUAUUUUAUAACUUAAUUAUAAUCGGGUUGACAAUUUGAGAAGUAUUUUAACUACUAUUUUUGCAACUUCCAUAUUUUUGAUGUGUAUUUGCUUGUUAUUGAAGUCGUUUAGUAUAUGUAGCAAACUUAAGGAUUAAAAUACUAAAGUAAAUCAGUAAGUAAAAUUCAUAGCUUUAGAUAUUUCCAGAACUAUGUUUUUCCACAUCGUAUUGAUAAAAUUCUAAAGUUAAUAAAUUUUGCAAUGGCUAUUAAUUUCUUUUAGCAAUUUAAGCUAAUUUUAUUUAAUUUACUAAUAUAAAAUAUGUACCAAAUUCGAUAGGAUUAUACUAUUAACAAUUGAAGGAGUUUUAACAGUAUUUAGUUUAAGCUUAUUUGUAUAUUUUGAUUUUGGUUUGUUUUCUAUCUCGUAUGAAAAUUAGGUGACUUUAGGCUUUAUUUAAAUGAAUUUUUUGAUAAUGUGCCUUGGAAUAGUAUUUGCAAAGCAACUUUAUCCUAAAGUAAAGUUAAUUUUGAGCAUGAUCUGUAAACAUGGAGAAGUAUAAGCUGAAAUAAAGGCUGAUAUAAAUGCUGAUGUAUAAGCUGAAGUCAAUGCUGAAAUCAAAGCUAAAGUAAAGGCUGUUACAAGUAAUAAGGUACCUUCUUGA
Molecule: messenger RNA, 6642 nt
Organism: Paramecium tetraurelia
Lineage: Eukaryota; Ciliophora; Oligohymenophorea; Peniculida; Parameciidae
Exons: 5
Source: RefSeq, a predicted model, not a curated record